AUGCAGAUUUUCCAGGAUGAAAAUCUCGAGGCAGUCGAACUUCUCGAACGGCCAUGGUCAGGCGAGAAGCUUCUUGAAGUAAGGACGGGCAAAGUAAGGCCUGUUUUCGGCAUCAAUGUCCAAUGUGCCAUCUUCAAGAAUGUCCGACCAGGACCUGUCACAGUCAAUAAGUUGGGAUGCGAAGGCGACCAGGACGCCACCCUCCACUAUCAUCGAUGGAAGGAGGAGAUCCCCCAGAGCGCAUAUUUGUUUGUCCUGGGCGGGUUUUGGGAAAACCUUGUUGCAAAGUACGCCAAUGAACGAAACAUUAGCAUCGGCGAUAUCGUCCAGAUUGGGACCAUCAUUGCGCCAGUAACGGUGCCUCGUCAGCCGCGCUUCAAACUGAACCACCGGUUUCAGGCCAAAGAUAUUAUGUCCAAGCGCUCCCAGGACCUCUUCCGGGCAGGUUGGCUGUACCCAAUUUUAAAGGAAGGCAUGGUGCAGGCUGGAGACGACAUGACUCUUCUUGAACGACCGAAUCCUGAAUGGACGAUAGCCAAAGUUCAACACUACCUCUAUCACGAUAUGCAGAAUGAAAAAGCCAUGAAACAACUGGUCGAAGUUGACGAGCUAGGGGCCGAAGCCCGCGCCAUUUUUGCGAAUCGCCUCAAGAAGCAGCAUGAGGAUUAG
Cladophialophora bantiana CBS 173.52 is the source of this 669-nucleotide messenger RNA. RefSeq lists its product as uncharacterized. The coding region runs from base 1 to 669 and encodes 222 amino acids. Lineage: Eukaryota; Fungi; Ascomycota; Eurotiomycetes; Chaetothyriales; Herpotrichiellaceae. Gene Ontology annotation, molecular function: catalytic activity; pyridoxal phosphate binding; molybdenum ion binding. The transcript has 2 exons. The record is from RefSeq and is a predicted model, not a curated record.